UGUACGGCUUCUGCAAAUGUUCACACAUCGGAAAUUCGGUUGUGCCGUACGUUAUAAAAGCUGAUCAGGUUGCAACCCUUCUUGUUUCCAUUCCAUCAUCAACAAAUACAAAACAAAUCUUCGUUGUAAUCAUGUCUUCUUAUCAAUUUUGGCAAUUGCCCGCUCAAGAUCAACGUAAAGAUGAAAGUUCACUUUCUUUGCAAACAUCCAAUCAAAUUCCCAAGCCUGGUCCAACGGAAGUCUUACUUCGUGUAAAAGCAGUUUCACUUAAUUAUCGUGAUUUGAUCAUCGCUCGUAAUAUGUAUCCACUUGCACUCAAGAAGGACGAGCUCAUUCCUGCUUCUGAUGGUGCUGGUGAAAUCGUAAGUGUUGGUGAGCAAGUACACAAAUUCAAAAAAGGUGACCGUGCUGCUGCAAACUUUAAUAUCGCUCAAACUCGUGGUGCAACUUGUACACUUGCUGAAACAGGAUAUGCACUCGGAGGACCAAUCCAUGGUAUGCUCUCGCAAUAUGUCGUCUUACCCGCACAAGCAUUGGUACAUAUUCCUCAACAUCUUUCAUUUGAGGAAGCUGCCACUUUACCUUGUGCUGGCGUAACUGCUUGGAACGGUUUGUUUGGUUUGACUGAUGCUCCAGUUUUACCCGGUUCAACCGUUCUUGCAGAAGGUACAGGAGGUGUUUCAGUUUUUGCCGCUCAAUUUGCCAUUGCAGCAGGAGCAAAGGCAAUCAUCACUUCUUCAUCCGAUGAAAAGUUAAACAAAGUACGUUCUCAAUUCACAAAAGAACAACAACAACGUUUAUUUACAAUCAAUUACAAGAAAACACCUGAAUGGGAUCAAGAAGUUAAAAAAGUUUCAGGUGAAGAAGGUGUUUCGCACAUUAUUGAAGUUGGAGGUGCGGGUACAUUGGAAAAAGCACAUGCUGUUAUCAAACGUGGAGGUGUGAUUGCAAAUAUUGGUUUUAUUGCUCAAGGUGAAACGCCAAAUAUUCCUUUGUUGAACUUGGGUAGCGGUUCAAUUUAUCGUGGUAUUUUGGUAGGAAGUGUUGAACAAUUUGAAGCGAUGAACAGAUCUAUUGACACAUUCCAAAUCAAGCCGAUCGUCGAUAAAGUAUUCUCAUUCAAAGAUGCUCCACAAGCAUAUGCACAUCAAUGGUCACAAGCCCAUGUUGGUAAAGUUGUGAUCAAGGUUGAUUAAAUGUGAUCACAUGUGAAUGUAGUUCGUAAUUGAAAUAUAAUCUUCUUUGUGAUUAACGCCCUGAC
This is a messenger RNA of Meira miltonrushii, 1261 nucleotides long. RefSeq names its product putative alcohol dehydrogenase. The transcript has a single exon. NCBI's taxonomy places the organism in Eukaryota, Fungi, Basidiomycota, Exobasidiomycetes, Exobasidiales, Brachybasidiaceae. Gene Ontology annotation, molecular function: oxidoreductase activity. The coding region runs from base 132 to 1196 and encodes 354 amino acids. The record is from RefSeq and is a predicted model, not a curated record.